UCUAUUAUACUGUAUUUGCUGAUAAUGCGUAACGGUAUACAAAAUGUACUUAAUGUAGUAAAUCAUUUAAUUUAUUUAUUUAAUUAAUUUAUUUAGGCUUUAGCCUAAAAUAGUAGUUGGUUCUGAGCAUGGAGGUGAGGUCCGGACGUCUUACUUAAGUAUUCUCUUUUUCUGUGCCAGCUACUCUUCUUAAAAAUACACUCUGUGGAAAGCUGCCAUUAUCCUAUUACAGGUUAUUUCAAGUGAUCAGCCUUUUUAGUGCCACACCCACAUAAGAGGUUUAGAAACCCUUUCUUGAGUUCUCUGUAGUGAUCAGUGUGGGACUGGUCAGCAGUGCUAAAAGUGCCACGGGCUACAGGAGGCAUGUGACGUGCCUAGCUGGUGCUUCAGAGUACCGAGCUGAACCAGGUGUGGGACGAAGAGUUUCCUCGUGCAACAUGGGCAACGAACACGCCACCCUGGAAGACAUCCUGGCCGAGGACAUGCACCACUGGUACAACAAGUUCAUGAGGGAGUCUCCAUCAGGCCUGAUCAUGCUCUUUGAGCUGAAGUCCAUGCUCGGGCUUCAUGGGUUGCCUGAGGAUGCUAACAGUCAUGUGGACCAGGUCUUCUACACCUUUGACAUGGAUGGGGAUGGAUACAUAGACUUUGUGGAAUACAUCGCUGCAAUCAGUCUGAUGCUUAAAGGUGAAAUCAACCAGAAAUUAAAGUGGUACUUUAAACUGUUUGACCAGGACGGCAAUGGAAAAAUUGACAAACAAGAACUGGAGACAAUAUUCACGGCCAUACAGGAGAUCACGCAAAAUCACAGCAUUGUACCGGAAGAGAUAGUAGCACUUAUAUUCGAAAAAAUUGAUGUCAAUGGAGAAGGUGAAUUAACACUUGAAGAAUUCAUUGAAGGAGCCAGAGGGCACCCAGACAUAAUGGAGAUGCUGAAGACAAUUAUGGACCUGACUCCAGUCCUAGAGAUUAUUGUUGAAGGGCGACAGAAACAAGACAACUGCAAACAAGUUACCAUAGGCUACGUGUCAGCUCAAACCAGUCCGGCCAUUCUCCUCUGACUCUUUACAACCGUGGUGAGCAGAAAAGCUUCUCAGAACGGACAACACACCAAACCUUGAGAUGGAUGGGCUACAACAAUAGAACACCAUAUCAGGAUCCACUCCUGUUAGCCAAGAACAUGAAUCUGAGGCUACAGUAGGCACAGCCACAAUGUUUUUCCAAUCAUCAACUGAAACUUGUCAUUUUCAAAUCUUCAACUGCCCAGUUUCUGGAAACUUGUGCCUACUGUAAUUGUAAUUGCAGCGUAGUAUACAAAGUUUCCAGGAAGCACUGUGCUGCAAUGUUUAGUACCUCUAUAUACUGAAGUACACAGCACUGACAUACAGCACAUAGUCCUCCCAAAGUAUUGGAAAAGCAAGGUCAAUUUAUUUGUUUUUGCUAUACACUGAAGAUAUCUGGGGGAAUCCGUAAAAAGUUGUAAAUCAUUUGUUGUGUUGGCAGUGUGUGUUAGGUCAUUGUCUUAGAUUGGAUGCAUUUCUCUGUAUAUUGGCAAACAAAAUGUAUCUGUAGACUUCUGAAUUCAUUCUGCUACUACCAUCAUGAGUUAGAUCAUCGAUAAAGAUGAAUCAGUUCCAGAAGAAACCAUGCAAGCCUGAUGAGCUUGUAUGUCUUGGAUCAUGAGUACAUCCUUUCUUUCUCCACACUUUGGCCUUUUUAUCACUUUGCUAGAGGUUAAUCUUGGUUCCAGAACUUUUGCGGCUCAUCUCUGUAUUUUUUUUUGCCAAUUCCAGUCUGGCCUUCUGAUUCUUACUGCUGAUGAGUGGUUUGCAUCUUGUGGUUGGACCUCUAUAUUUUUAUUAUCAAAGUCGUCUUUGAACGGUGGAUUGUGAUACCUUCACCCCUGCUGGUGAAGUUGUUGGUGAUGUCCCUGACUGUUGUUUUUGGGUUUUUUUCACAGCUCUCACAAUAAUUCUGCUGGUGUUUUCCUUGUCUGACCUGCUCAGUGUCUUUUU
This is a messenger RNA of Pangasianodon hypophthalmus (striped catfish), 2015 nucleotides long. RefSeq names its product guanylate cyclase activator 1d (gene guca1d). Gene Ontology annotation, molecular function: calcium sensitive guanylate cyclase activator activity; calcium ion binding. The transcript is spliced from 5 exons. The coding region runs from base 438 to 1061 and encodes 207 amino acids. Lineage: Eukaryota; Metazoa; Chordata; Actinopteri; Siluriformes; Pangasiidae. The record is from RefSeq and is a predicted model, not a curated record.